UCGUGGAGACGCAGAACGCGCUGGAGACGCUGAGCGCUGAGAACACAAAGCUCCGCGUGCAGCUGGAGGACCGCGAAGACGCCGUCGCCGCGCUCACCGAGGAGUUACGCCGCGUCGCGGGCGGCUGUUUGGCCGAUGAAACGGCCGUGAAACGCCUGCAGGAAGCGCUGGCGGCGGAGCAGCAGGCGCGGAGCGAGGCGGACCAGCGAUUGGCGGAGCUGCAGUUACGCGGGGAUGUCGAAGAGGAGGCGAAGAAGGCUCUAGAGAGCCGGCUAGAAACUGCGGAAGCGGAGAAUACCGCGGGGAAAGCGCAGAUCGCGCAGUUGCAGAAUCGGCUGGAGAUCGUGGAAACCGAGUGGAAACGCAGCGAGGAAACCGCGGGAAUGGCGCAAGCGGCGCUGGAAGCGGCGAAAACGGAAUCGGCGCGGCUGCAAUCGGCGCUGGCGGCUUCGGAGACGCAGUUACGCGCGAUAACCGCGGAAGCAGCGGAGCUUCGUGGGGUUUCGGAGAGUCGAUCGAAGGAACUGACGAUGCUGCAGCUGCGCGUGCGUCGAGCGGACGAUGUGGACAAGCAGCGGCUUCUGGACCAGGAGUCGCUCAAGCAGGAGCUGCAGCACGCGAACGAUCGCGUGGACGGCCUCCAAGCGGAGCUGCAGCGGCUCCGCAGCGGGUCGCUGAUCGAAACGCCGUCGGGAGCGAUCAGCACGGCGAACCCCGAGGCGCUGAGCGCGUUCAUUCAGUCGCUGCUGAGCCACACUUCCGCGCUGGAGGCGCGGCUGGAGGCUCUGCGUGCCGAGAAGGACCAGGAGCUGCAGGCCGUGCGGGAGGGAAAAACCGCGGCACUGAGCCAGAGCGCGACGCUGACGGACCAAAUCGCGGUUAUUCGGUCGGAAUUGGCGUCGACGCGGACGAUGAAGGAGGAAUUGGAGACGCAGCUGCGGCGGAAGGAGGAGGAAAUGGGGAAACUGCGCGAGGAGGAUCGGUCGCAGCGCGAGGCGGCGCAGCAGCGAAUGAAGGAAGAGUUGGAGCAGCUGCGGGAGGCGCUGAAAGAGGCGGAGAACCGCGGGACGGUGCUGGAGGAGCGAGUGCGGGAAGGGAAGGUGGCGCUGGAGAAGAGAGAGAGGUUGUAUGAGACGGUGAAGGCGGCGAAUGAGAAGCUGAAGCGGAAUGAAGGCGUGUAUCGACAGGCGAUCGAGCAAUUGAAGGGAUGUUUGAGGGAUCGCGAGAGUGAGCUGGAUGAGCUGUAUAGAGAUAUGAAAUCGUUGAGAAAUAAGAGGCAGAGUGUGUCUUCUGUGUAAUAGUAGUUGUGUGUUGA
Blastocystis hominis is the source of this 1315-nucleotide messenger RNA. RefSeq lists its product as hypothetical. The record is from RefSeq and is a predicted model, not a curated record. NCBI's taxonomy places the organism in Eukaryota, Bigyra, Opalinata, Blastocystidae. The transcript has 2 exons. The coding region runs from base 384 to 1298 and encodes 304 amino acids.